Molecule: messenger RNA, 4288 nt
Organism: Epinephelus moara (kelp grouper)
Lineage: Eukaryota; Metazoa; Chordata; Actinopteri; Perciformes; Serranidae
Product: serine palmitoyltransferase 2-like
Exons: 12
Coding region: 187-1896 (569 amino acids)
Biological process (GO): ceramide biosynthetic process; sphingosine biosynthetic process
Cellular component (GO): serine palmitoyltransferase complex
Molecular function (GO): serine C-palmitoyltransferase activity; pyridoxal phosphate binding
Source: RefSeq, a predicted model, not a curated record
UUUCAGGUUCCACAGAGUGCGUGUUAUAUGUGUGCGUGUUGUUAUGUGUGUGUUGAGUGUGUGAGAGAGUUUGUAGUGUGGUUGUAAACGUUCCCAGCUCGGAUACUGUCACCGCCUUGCACCGCAGGCAGGCGCCGUGUUCCUACAUGCAAGUUACCGUCGCGGCUCCACAAUCGUUGGCCAGCAAUGACCGAGAGCCCCGCGACCAAGCCAGCCAACGGGGAUGUGUGUCAGCGUGUGAGGAACGGACUGAAGCUGGACAGAAACGGCUUGGUGAAGAGCCUCCACAGCUGCCAUGAGCGGCAGCCCAAGCACCACUGCCACCCCGAGGAGGAGGAGGUCCACGCAGCAUCACAUCAUGGCGGCCUGUACAUCCGACCCUUUCUUGAGUCCUUUGAGGAGACGCCGAUGCUGGUGGCAGUGCUCACCUAUAUGGGCUACGGCAUCCUGACCAUCUUCGGCUACCUCCGAGACUUUCUGCGUCACUGGAAGAUUGAAAGGUGCCACAUCGCCAGGGAGAAGGAGGAACAGAGGGACUUUGUGCCGCUCUACCAGGAUUUUGAGAACUUUUACACCAGAAACCUCUACAUGCGUAUAAGAGACAACUGGAACAGGCCCAUAUGCAGCGUACCAGGGGCCAAAAUGGACCUGAUGGAACGAGCCUCCCAUGACUACAACUGGACUUUUAAUUACACAGGCCGGGUCGUGCCGGAUGUGAUUAACUUGGGCUCAUAUAAUUACCUCGGCUUCGCUGAGAACACGGGUCCAUGUGCUGAGUCUGCAGCCGAGGUCACCAUGAAGUACGGCGUCGGAGUUGCAAGCACCAGGCAGGAGAUCGGUAACCUGGACAGACAUGAGGAGAUGGAGAAACUUGUGGCUAAGUUCCUGGGUGUGGAGUCAGCCAUGGCAUUUGGGAUGGGUUUUGCAACCAACUCCAUGAACAUACCAGCACUGGCUGGCAAGGGCUGCCUGAUUCUGAGUGAUGAACUUAACCACGCCUCUUUGGUCCUGGGAGCCAGACUCUCCGGGGCCACCAUCAGAGUCUUCAAACACAACAAUAUGCAGAGCCUUGAGAAACUGCUUAGAGAGGCCAUAGUCCACGGGCAGCCCAGGACUCACAGACCAUGGAAGAAGAUCCUCAUUGUGGUAGAGGGCAUUUACAGCAUGGAGGGCAGUGUAGUGCGCCUGCCAGAAGUGAUUGCCCUGAAGAAGCGCUACCGGGCCUACCUUUACCUAGAUGAGGCCCACAGCAUAGGGGCCCUGGGGCAGAGAGGGAGAGGUGUGGUCGAUUACUUUGGCCUAGACCCCUGUGAUGUGGACGUCUUGAUGGGCACAUUUACCAAGAGCUUCGGUGCUGCAGGGGGAUACAUCGCAGGGAAAAGGGAGCUUAUUGAGUACCUGCGCUCCCAUUCCCACAGUGCGGUCUACGCCACCUCCAUGUCUCCUCCUGUGGUUGAGCAAAUCAUCACUUCUAUGAAGUGCAUUAUGGGAGAGGAUGGCACAACAAUAGGCUGUAAACGUGUGCGACAGCUGGCAGAGAACACAGUCUAUUUCCGCAAGAGGCUUCGAGAAAUGGGCUUCAUCAUCUACGGCAACGAGGACUCACCUGUCGUACCCAUGAUGCUCUACAUGCCCGCCAAGAUAGGAGCGUUUGGUAGGGAGAUGCUGAAGAGGAACAUCGGGGUGGUGGUCGUUGGCUUCCCUGCUACACCGAUCAUCGAAUCCCGGGCACGCUUCUGCAUCUCAGCCGCCCACACGAAAGACGUGCUAGACAGGGCACUGAGUGUCAUCGAUGAGGUGGGAGACCUUCUUCAGCUCAAGUACUCCCGACACAAAAUACAGCCAUCUUUGGCGCGACCCUUUGAUGAUAACGUGUAUGAGGACAUUGACGACUGAUGAACCAUUCCUCUCCAUAAAGUGGGGUGAACCACAACAACCCCCCCAAAAUACAGAACGGGUCAAGAUGGAUCACAAGUCUUCCACAAGGACCGCGAUGUGCACAGGUGCCCCUUGUCACUAGCUUGCCAUAAUGUAACCCCCCAACAAAAGGAAAACACUUAAAACUGUCAUCUAAUUCUACUUUGCCUUACAUAAACAUGCAGAACUUGUGGUGCACACACUGAAAAACAGCACUUAGGCUUUUUCCUGUGUAUUUUUUUAUUACUUUUUAUCAUUUUGUGUCGAAGAAUUUUAUUUCUAUCUGUGUGUAUGUCUGCGUUGCUUGUAGUAUUUGUCAUGUUAAGCCUUGUGGUUGUGUAUGUGAAGUGGACAAACGCCAACUUUCCAAAUGUCUCUUCAACAGUGAACUGCUGGAAUUUUUUUCAUAAUAUGGAUCUAAAGUGAACUUUAAUGGGGUAAAGUUAGAUUCAUCAAAACAUCAAUCAAACGGCAUGUUCUUUCAUCCAGUACCAGUUGUCAUAGGCCAAAAGUGGAGAGCACUGGAUGUUGCAAUGUUUGCACAUGCAAGUGACCCGAUUUCAUCCCUGUCAGUCUAUUUGUUAGCAAGAUAUAGCACCAAGUGAAAUGGGAUUGUGUAAUUAUUGAUCCAGAUCUGGACUGCCAUUGGUCGAUUUUAACAUUAUACUAUUCAUGUGCUGAUGGGAGAACCCCAACAUCCUCUUGGCAUUCUUUAGAGACUUUAGAGACUUCUGUGGUGGUGGUGGUGCACACUCUACUAGGGGACUUGUAGUUUUGUUGAAAGUAGUUUUGUAAGGUAAAACAGAACUCGAACUUUUCCCCAUUUCAUUGUAGGGAAUAAGACGAGUCUUAAAACCCAGAGGCCGUACUGCUCCUGGAACCUGACUUCACCACGCAUUUUUGAUCACAUUACAUCAUUGUCAUUCCAUCCUUGGUUCCUCCUAGACCAGGGGUCGGCAACCUUUACGAUCAAAAGAGCCAUGUUCUACCAAAAAUGAUUAAAAAAAAUCUAUCUGGAGCGGCAAAAAAUAUUAAGCCUGAUAAUGAAGGUAUUGCAGCAUAUAAAAUCUAAACUAGCCUGUCAACAUUACAAAUAGAUCCGAUUGAGCAUUCAUUAAUACGUUUUACCACUAGAUGGCACUGCAGUGGGCUAUUUUUGAUUAUUUGGAACUUGAACUCUGCAGAGUUGGCAGUGAAAGCAAAUGAGGCUUUCCAUGCACUAUAUUAUUCUCUCUUCUUCUCAGAGACUUUUACUUUUUUUGGAUUUCGAACCCAUAGUUAGCGAAGCUAGGGAGAUUUAAGAUUAGCCACCGCUCCUGAUGUUUGGCAAAAUUUGGAGGAAAAGGCGCCAGGCCACAGAUGUUUGAAGCAGAGUUGGCGGUUAAAGCAAACAAAUCUCUUCACAUAUAAAUAAAUUCUAUUUUCUUCAGAAACUUUUCUCUUUUUGGAUUUGAAAUCUGUAGCUCACCAAGCUCGGGAGACUCAGGACUAUCGUAGGCACCGCUAUUAACGUUUGGCAAAAUGGAGAGGAAAAGACGCUGGGCUGACGUCGACUGAUACAUAUUUUAGUUGCAGAAAUGUAAAAACGUUUUUUUUUAUUUGGUGUAUUGGCUACUCAUUUUUACAGUUGAAGAAUGUCAGAAUCACUUAGGGCCUACAGCACUGAUAAAUGUAAUUCCAAAUGUUAAAAAAUAAGUGUUAUUUAUUUCCACAUGAUUUUUUAAAAAUUUUUGUCAAAGCCAAAGGGAGCCACUGGAGAGGCACUAAAGAGCGGCAUGCGGCUGUAGUGCCUCAGGUUGCUUACCCCUGUUCUAGACAGACAAAAAAUAUAGAACCUCAGAGUUAAAGGAAUACCUCACCCACAAAAUGACCAUUUGUGUAUCAAUUACUCAUCCUGUGUUAAGUUGAAUUUGUUUGUCUCGCAUGCCUCCACGGUGAAGGAAGAAUCCAAAAACAAAGAACAUUCUUGAUGAAUUGAAGUCAUAGGGGUCCAUAUUUGAAAACAGCAAAUCUAUAUCAAAACAUCUGUUCAUAAACUCACAACUCCUGCAAUAUAAUGCCAGUCUCAUUAGUCCAGUAAGAUGUUAAGUUCUUCUAAUGCAUUUUCUCUGCAAUCUAUUUAAAGCACUUGCACAUAAACAGUCUCACACAUGGAUGAGUCGUGGGCCUGGGAAAUUCCAUGGAAUGCAUAAGCAGAGUUAGAACUUGAUUAACUCAUAUCGCAGCGGUGCCUGGACAGCGUGACGUGUGUGGUUGUGCUGCUGCCGUGGUCCUGCCAGAUGCCUCCUGCUGCUGCUGCCGUCAUUAGUCAUACUUCUACUGUUAUUAUACACAUAUGACUAUUGUCACACAUGUAUACUGCCAGAUAUUA